Molecule: messenger RNA, 1730 nt
Organism: Eurytemora carolleeae
Lineage: Eukaryota; Metazoa; Arthropoda; Copepoda; Calanoida; Temoridae
Product: adenylyl cyclase-associated protein
Exons: 15
Coding region: 1-1101 (366 amino acids)
Biological process (GO): cytoskeleton organization; regulation of adenylate cyclase activity
Cellular component (GO): cytoplasm
Molecular function (GO): actin binding; adenylate cyclase binding
Source: RefSeq, a predicted model, not a curated record
AUGAGUCCUGCAAGUUUAAGAAAAUACCACUCUCACCUAACUCCUUCUCUACCCUCGAAACCAGUUGAUCCGCCUGAACCCACGCAUAAACAGAAACACAAGCAUAGGAGAUCUAGGAAAACAUCAGAAAGUUCAAGGGUCCCAAAAUCAGCUCCAGACGAGAGUAAACAAAGAACUGAAGAAUCUGACAGAUGGCGGCAGUCAACUAGAAGUUUAGGAUCGUAUACAAGUGUCUCAUCCUCAUCCAGAUCAGAAAGUCGGAACAGUUCGAACAGCAGUCAUCCUUUUGGUGUUCCGGAAAUACAGGAAUAUAUUCAAUCGGACUCAGGUGGAGCAAUUCCAGGGCCCAAAGUGUUCAGAUCUCAAACCAGUGUCCGAAGUGAUAUACCUCGGUAUGGAGUGUUCGGAGAGGAUAUACUAGACGGAGAUAAUAUGUAUUACAACCUUCCUAAACGAAACUCUCCAAGUCCAAGUGGUUGUUUUAACAGAAGUCAAAUUUUGACCGGAAAUAAAUUAUCCUUGUCGUCUUCACCCACUUCCGGUACUUUGUCUUCCAGCUCACGUUUAUCUAAUUACACACAGUCAUCAUUCAUAUCAGUUCCCCCGAUGAUAUCUGCGUUUGAUAAAAUAAUCUCUAACACGCUCCCAACUUAUCUGAAAAUGUCUGCUUUGUUUGGUAGUUUGGUACAAGAACAGGCUUCAAUGGUGGAGGAACUAUUUAAUACACAACGUGACUUUCUUCUUUCUUCUUGUAGGGGUGUAUAUGAGAGUACUGGUAGUGGACCUGGACAAGCAAACCAAAUCACGCUAAUAACAGAAUUUGCAGACAAACAUAAUAAAAGUUCAUGUGCUGAUCAACUGUUUUAUAUAUCUUCAACUAUUACAACAAUGGGUUGGGUGGUGAUAUCUCCGAAUCCAGUAAAGUUUAUCAAGACGAAGUAUGAACAAGGGCAUCAAUAUGUUGAGAGGAUUAUGGCCGGGGUCCAAGGCACAGAGAAAUCUUUUAUCAAGGCUUGGGUUGACAGUUGGCUUGAUCUGAUUGGAGAAGUUACAUUUUACGUAUCUGAAUAUCACCCUCAGGGGGUUAAAUGGAACUCAUAAACUUACAUCAAGGGGUCAAAUGAAACUACUUAACACAGCUCAGAGGGUCAAAUGGAAAUCAUGAACGAACCCGUCAUAGAGGGUCAAAUGGAACUAAUUCCUGUCCUCUGGGGGUCAAGUGGAACUCAAACAAGAAACUGUCCUCAGAGGGUCAAUUGGAAGUCAUAAACGAAACUGUCCUCAGAGGGUCAAUUGGAACUCAUAAACGAAACUGUCCUCAGAGGGUCAAAUACAACUCAUAAACGAAACUGUCCUCAGAGGGUCAAAUGGAACUUAUAAACGAACCUGUCCUCAGGGGGUCAAAUGGAACUCAUAAACGAGCCUGUCCUCAGGGGGUCAAAUAGAACUCAUAAACGAAACUGUCCUCAGAGGGUCAAUUGGAACUCAUAAACGAAACUGUCCUCAGAGGGUCAAAUAGAACUCACAAACGAACCUGUCCUCAGGGGGUCAAGUGGAAUAGAUUAGAUCCUACUUCCCAAUAAAAUCGAAAUUAACUAAUAUCAAUUAAAUGUUAUAUUUUUAAAAUUAAUCCGUUGUAAUAUUUCAUGAUGUACACUGUACAGAUGACUAAACUGAACAUAUAUAUGUAUACAAAAGUAUAAAGUAUGUACAUAUUACAACAGCUGUAU